GUUUCAUCGCCUGCAGCCAACGGACACGUGCAUUUGCAGAAGCUACAGACGACGGCCAGCUUCCAGUGCGGGAGCGGCGACGACAGGCAGAACCAUAAUCGACAUCAUGGGCUCCGACAAGUACGAGUCCAAGAUGGAGAGGCAGGAGGAGACAACUGCUCGCCACAGAAAGUUUCAGCGCAUUUCGCUUGGGUGCUUGACGACAAAACACCCCAUACGAAGGAUAUGCAUCCGAAUAGUCACGUGGAAGUGGUUUGAUCGGUUCAUCGUGUUCUGCGUCAUCUUCAACACGGUGAUUCUGGGCUUGACAGACUACACAGACGCAUGGGCAGACGGACCCAACAACACGAUUUGGAUAAACUGGUUCAUUGAUAGCUGCAACGGCGUCAGCUUUUACAUCUUCCUCGCCGAAGCCACGUUCAAGAUCAUCGCGAUGGGGUUCUGUUUUGGCCAGCGCGCGUACCUAAGCGAAGGCUGGAACCGACUCGACUUUGUCAUCGUUUCGUCAGGGUUCUUGUCCAUCUUGAAUAUCAAAGGCAUCAAAGUUGGGUUCAUUCGAGUUCUCCGCGUGAUGCGACCCCUACGCACACUUCACUCUCUGCCUGGCCUGAAAGUCCUGACGAAUUCGUUGCUGGCCAGUUUACCAGCCCUCGGGAAUGUGUUUGUGUUGCUCAUGUUUUGCAUGCUUGUGUUUGGCAUCCUUGGCAUGGAAAUCUAUCGAGGCGCGUACCACUUUCGGUGUCGGGUGACGCCCUACCCCGUCGUGUUACCGCCCAACGGCACGUUCAACUACCCCCCGAAUGCGUCGUACAUUUCGCUAGUCCAGCAGUCCCCCGACCAGUUCCAGUGCCUCUUUCCCAACGGCACGCAAAUAUCUCAACUCAACAACGUAUGGGACGAGCCCACGGAUUGCUUUUGGCCCGUCGAUACAUCGGAAGCAAUUCCCAUGGUAUGCAAUGAGCAACUGGACAUUGGUCGACAAUGCCAUGGCGGUACCAUCUGUGGCUCCAACUUUGACGGACGUGGCAACCCACGCUUUAACUACCUCCUUCAGCCGCCUUGGAACGGCAACAUGAACGACGACGCGCUAUUUAAUUCCAACUUGAACUAUGGGCUGGCAAGCUUCGACAACCUCGGGCGAACGUGGUUGAUCUUACUCCAAACAAUCACAGCAUCGGGAUGGAUGGUGCUCACUCAAACAACACAAGGCACAGCCAGCCCCGUGGUCGCGGGCAUCUACUUUACCGCGUUGCUGUACAUUGGCAUGUGUUUCUUGCUACAGCUAAACAUGGCCGUGCUGUUUACUGAGUUCGAAAGGGCCAAAAACAAGCAAGCCUUUCUCCUCGAAAACGAACGGGAAUGCUUGUCCAAGGUGCUUGCGACGAUCCCAUUAUCCAAGCGGCGCCAUCCGCUCAAAAUUCAUAGCACGCAACUGCUCCAGCGAGUGAGCAUCGUGGCAGCCCAGCAGGGCGACAUUAUGAUCCAGUCGUCGUUGGGGCGGCGGUGGCUUGACUUUCGUAAGCGGAUGUAUCGCCUCGUGACAUCGUGGGCGUUUGUCAACUUUGGGCUGGUCGUGACCGUCGCCAACAUUUUGGUGCUCGCGAUGGACUACCACGACAUUGACUUGACGACUCAAAAUAACUUUGAAACGGUCAACUUUAUCUUCAUGCUGUACUUCGGGGUCGAAUCCAUCAUGAAGAUCGUCGGGCUCGGGUUUCGCCGGUUCUGGACGGACAAGUUCAAUCGGUUCGACCUGCUUACGUUCGUGAUGGGCGUGAUCGAAGCUGCGACCAACCCCCCCGCAUGUAUUGAUGGCACCCCCGGGGGCAAUGGCUUUUUCACGGCGUUCCGCGCCGCCCGCGCGUUCAAACUCGCUCGAAAGUGGAAGUCGCUCAACCAACUCCUGUCUGCGAUUGUCAGCUCCAUGGGCGAGAUUCUCAACUUUUUGUUGUUUUUGCUGCUGUUUAUGCUCAUCUUUAGCCUCGUGGGCAUGGAAUUGUUUGCCACACGGUACCAAUUCGACCCCGACAACUUUGCCAUGGCGUUCAACAACACAAACCCGCAAACGAGGCUGCAUCGGUCCAACUUUGACUCGAUUGUGUGGGCCGCGUUCACCGUGUUUCAGUUUCUCACGUACGACAACUACCCCGCCGUCAUGUACGACGGAUGGAUUGCCGUGGGGGCAUCGUCCCCCGUGUUCGCGUCGAUUGUAAUCAUCACAGGGGUGUUUAUUGUCAUGAACAUGUUUUCCGCCAUUCUCGUGCAAAGUGUCAUGGACGGCAACGAAGACAGCAACGCCGAGUCGCAUCAAGUGGAUAUCACCAGCGACAGCGGCAACAACCCCCACGACCCGACCAGCAACAAGGCAGUGGACGAAAGAUCGGCAGACCGACGCUCGCCGCCCAGCCAGCUGCGGUCGAGAAGCAUCAGGGCGGCGCGGCGGGCCAUGCGGAUGCUGCUUCGACUCAACGAGAAAAAUGCCAACCCCGAGGAUCCGACUAUCAUCGGCACGCCCACUAAAGACGACGUUAUACAUGGACAAACCAAUCAAGGCAAGAGUUUGAUGCUGUUUGCCCACAUCAACCCGAUUCGAAGACUGUGUGUGUCGAUUCUCAACCGACCAGAAUACACGUACGUGAUGAGCUCGAUCAUUUUCGUGUCGUGCGUGGGUACGGCGUUGGAUUCGCCGCUGCAAGACCCCACCAAGGGCCUUGGACUCGUCUUGGACACGUCCAAUUUGGUGUUUGCCGUCCUCUUUUCCACGGAAAUGGCGCUCAACGUGAUCGCCCGGGGGUUCAUUCAAGGCCCCGAUGCGUUUGUGAAAGACUCGUGGCGACUCCUCGACGGGUUCAUUGUGUUUGUGUCUGUGUUGCCGUUUUGUUUGGGCAAUACCAAGAGCGGCGCGUUGUCUGGCCUGCGGUCCCUUCGGGCGUUCCGGGCGCUGCGCCCCCUCCGCGUGAUCAACAAACUGCCGUCGUUGAAGAUCGUCGUGAACACGUUGUUCCGGUGUAUUCCAGACAUGGGCCGGGCGCUCAUGUUUGCGUUCUUCAUGCUGUUUCUGUUUGGCCUCAUGUCCCUCGCUUUGUUCAAAGGCGCACUCCACACGUGCUCUGUGAGUCCGUACAAUUAUGGCCUCGGGACCGGCACCCCCGUCAACCCCCCGUGGUUCCCCACGGAUUACACCGGCGACUUUAACAUUGUUAAUGUGACAGUGUUGGGGGAGCUGGAUGUGAUGACGUUUCCACGGCCGUGGACCAAGAUGACGGACCCACAAAAGGAUGCCAUGCGACCCGUGUGGAACCAGCCCGGCUGUGGCCCCUUUGCCGACGACUUUAUGCCGACAUCGCGAGACAUUUGCCUGUGCUUUGCCGGCCAAAAUGGCACGUCAUGGGACUUGAUGGCGCCCCAGAGCUUUGACAACAUUGUGUUUGCCGUGAUGGGGUUGUUUGAGCUGACAACGAUGGAGGGGUGGACGUCGACGUGUUUGGCGUGUAUCGAUGCCGUGGGCGAAAACAUGCAGCCGAUUGAAAACUACAACCCGAUGAUCAUGGUGUACUGGUGGCUGUACAUGAUCAUCUGCGCGUUUUUCAUCACCAACUUGUUCAUUGGCGUGUUGUGUGACAGCUUUACGCGGGAAACGUACGGGUCCAUGGUCACGGACGAGCAGAUUCAGUGGAUCAAGCUCCAAAACAAAGUGUUGGCCAUGUCCCCCCAGCGCGUGCAUCCGCGCCCCAAGCACUACGCGCGAAAGUGGUGCUACAAAGUGUCCACGUAUCCGUACUUUGAGCACUUUAUCACGACUGUAAUCAUGACCAACACGGUUGCGAUGGCGGUUCAGGUGUUUGGCCAGAGCGUCGCGACUGAACAUGCGUUGACUGCAAUGAAUUCGGUCUUUUCCGUCAUCUUUACCAUUGAGGCCGUGGCCAAGCUCGGGGCAUUUGGUCGCGUGUACUUCGACGACAGCUGGAACCGGUUCGACUUUGUAAUUGUCGUGUUUACGAUCGUGAGCUUCAUUUUGCAAGCGGUGGACAUCAACCUUGGGUCGGCUGCCACAGUCAUUCGCGUGUUCCGCGUUGGCCGCGCCUUGCGCCUCAUCAAAAAGGCCAAGAUCAUGAAGAACCUGUUUGACACGCUCAUCGUGUCGCUGCCGGCUGUCGUGAACGUGGUGAGUUUGCUCAGCUUGCUGUACUACAUCUUUGCGGCCGUGGCCGUCCAAUUGUUUGCCAAAACUGCGUUCAACAACAGCAUGGUCAACGAAAACCAAAAUUUUCAGAACUUUUGGACGGCGUUUCAAACGCUGAUUGGGUUUUCCACGGGUGAAAACUGGGACAACUUUACGUGGGAAAUGUACUACGUCAAGCCCGCGACCAACCCCACAUGUGAAGACCGGUCGUACAACGCCAGCAUGUGCGGCUUCAACGACACGUACGGGUGUGUCCCCCUAGACGGAUGCGGAAGCAGCCUCAUUGUGCCGUUCAUGUACAUCUUCUUCCUCAUCAUGGGCUACGUGGGCAUCAACUUGUUUUCGGGGAUUGUCGUCGACGCCAUCGGCGACGCGUCCAGCGAAUACGUGAAUGUGAACACGCUGGCAGAAUUUUCCGACCGGUGGGCGCAAUUCGAUCCGUCCGGCACGGGACUCAUCACGGCCGACGAACUGACCGACUUUUUGUACACCGUAUACCCACCAUUUGGGUUCAAGGGUGUGCCGGGGUUUACCCGUCGUCGGGUUGUGAUUGCCAUUGGGGACUUGGGGAUUCCGAUUUACGACCUCAUGUACGUUCACUUUAAGGACGUGCCUCGAGCUUUAGUUCAGCGAGUCCUGGCCGAGGGAAGUCGAGAAAAGCAUGCAGAAAUCACCCGAAUCAUGGAAGAGAAGGGCAUCAACAAGCAGUUCGACGAAAUGUGGUUUCGAACCCACGGCAAAAAGCACCAACGCGCGUUGGUCCAGAAAGAAAGGAGUCCGUUGCGGGAGUACUCGAGCGCGCUGAUCAUUCAGCGGUUUCUGGGCAAGGCGCGUCUAGAACGCACCCGGCGCCUGUCGAAAUCCGUCGCAUAUGACGGAUCCACCAAGCUGGCACAUCCGUCGUCGUCACAGCAAUCUCAUCGAUCAAGAGGGGAAGACGAAGGGGAUGAUGGGGGGUGCACUGACGAUCAAGGGGCACAAGAACAACCACCCCCAUCGUAGAAAUCAAUCGUUAGAUAUGUGCCAUGAAACAUUUACAAUGUGCAAUGUGCACUUCACCGACAAUACGUUAGAGUUUUC
Molecule: messenger RNA, 5263 nt
Organism: Aphanomyces astaci
Lineage: Eukaryota; Oomycota; Saprolegniomycetes; Saprolegniales; Verrucalvaceae
Exons: 10
Coding region: 107-5185 (1692 amino acids)
Biological process (GO): transmembrane transport; monoatomic ion transport
Cellular component (GO): voltage-gated sodium channel complex; plasma membrane
Molecular function (GO): voltage-gated sodium channel activity; calcium ion binding
Source: RefSeq, a predicted model, not a curated record